Molecule: messenger RNA, 690 nt
Organism: Dermacentor andersoni
Lineage: Eukaryota; Metazoa; Arthropoda; Arachnida; Ixodida; Ixodidae
Source: RefSeq, a predicted model, not a curated record
AUGUCGCGGCUCGCAGGCUGGCAGGUCCCCUACACCAACCUCAAUGAGGCACUGAUACCUGCUGUCACCUGCGACUGGGGAUAUGCAAGUGACAACCCUACGACACACCCUGAGUGCCCUGCCCCUGUGUCCCAAGUCCCCCACACCAACCUCACUGAGGCACUGAUACCCGCUGUCACCCGCGACUGGGGAUCUGCAAGUGACAACCCUACGACACAUCCUAAAUGUCCUGCAUCUGUGUCCCAGGUGUCGUACAUCAACCUCACUAAGGCACUGAUACCUGCUGUCACCUGCGACUGGGGAUCUUGCACUGCACCCAUGUCUCAAGCGUCCUACACCAACCCCAUUGAGGCACUGAUACCUGCCGUCACCUGCAACUGGGGAUCUGCAAGUGACAACCCUACGACACACCCCAAGUACCCUGCCCCUGUGUCCCAGGUCCCCUACACCAACCUCAAUGAGGCACUGAUACCUGCUGUCACCUGCGACUGGGGACCUGCAAGUGACAACCCCAAGACAUAUCCUAAGUUCCCUGCACCCGUGUCUCAAGUGCCCUACACCAACCUCACUGAGGCACUGAUAUCUGCUGUCACCUGCGACUGGAGAUCUGCAAGUCACAACCCUACGACGCUUCCAAGUGCCCUGCACCCGUGUCUCAAGUGCCCUACACCAACCUCACUGAGGCACUGA